Apus apus (common swift) is the source of this 4937-nucleotide messenger RNA. It is a transcript of the gene MSL2, whose product is annotated as MSL complex subunit 2. Gene Ontology annotation, molecular function: ubiquitin protein ligase activity. Gene Ontology annotation, cellular component: MSL complex. The transcript is spliced from 2 exons. The record is from RefSeq and is a predicted model, not a curated record. The coding region runs from base 631 to 2370 and encodes 579 amino acids. NCBI's taxonomy places the organism in Eukaryota, Metazoa, Chordata, Aves, Apodiformes, Apodidae.
GCUCCGCAGUGACGGUCGGACCUAACGGUUGCCGUUGACAUUGCGGCGCGGAUCGGGCGGCGGACCCGGCCCCGCGAGCGGCGCCCGCCCCGCCGCCGCCAGCCGGCACCUCACCGGCCCCGCGGAGGAGGCCGCGGCGGCGCCGCGGUGAUGCGGCCGCGCUGAGGCCCAGGUGCAUCCGCCUCCCUCCCUCCCUCCCCCGCCGCCGGAUCGGGGCCCGGCCCCGCCGCCCUGCGCUGGCUUCGCGGUUCCUGCCUGCGGCCGCCAUGCCGGGCCGCCGCUGAGCCAGCGUCCGCUCGGAGAGCAGCAGGGCCCGGGGGAGGGCGGCCCGGCAUGGCCCGCAGCCUGGAGUAAGCGCCGCCGCCCUCUCCCUGCGCUGUGCCGCCGCGGGCGGGCCGAGGCCGCUGCUGGGAGCGAGGCCCCGCUGGAGGCGGAGGAGGAGCCAGCGCGGCCCCUCUGACAGGGCCGCCGCGGCCUCCGCGCUGCCGCCGCCGCGCGGCUCCAGGUGGCCCCGGACCAAGGUGACACCCGGCCUGCCCCCGCCCCGGGGCCACCUGCCCCCGCGGCCGGCACGGGCUCGGCGCCGCGCUUUCUUCUCGCUCCGGAGCCGGCGGCGUGCGAGCGGCUGCGAUGAACCCGGUGAAUGCCACUGCUCUCUACGUUUCCGCGAGCCGCCUGGUGCUCAACUACGACCCUGGGGACCCCCAGUCCUUUACCGAGAUUAACAAGCUCCUGCCCUACUUCAGGCAGUCCCUCUCCUGCUGCGUUUGCGGAAAUUUGCUACAAGACCCAAUUGCUCCUACCAACUCCACAUGCCAGCAUUAUGUCUGCAAAACGUGUAAAGGCAAGAAGAUGAUGAUGAAACCAUCAUGUAGCUGGUGCAAGGACUAUGAACAGUUUGAGGAGAACAAGCAGCUGAGCAUCUUAGUGAACUGCUACAAGAAACUCUGUGAGUACAUAACGCAGACUCCGCUGGCGCGAGAUAUUAUCCAGGCAGUCGAUUGUUCUGCAGAUCUUCUGGCUUUGCUCAAGGAUGGAUCACCACUCCAUGAAGAGACAGAAAAAUCUUCUGAGGCAGCCUUGGCUCUGUGUUUGACACAUUCCCCAGUACCUUCCACCUCAGAGCUCCCCACGGAUCCUCCAGCUGGUUUCACGUCCCUACCAGAAAGCACACACAACAUGGACAUCCGAGGCUCUGUCAUCAACGGGUUGCCCAACUGUAACGGGCUGUCAGUGGAUAAACUGGGCGUGAGCAUCCCGUCUCCAGAACAUGCCAACACCAUUGAUGUCUGUAGCACUGGAGAGUACAUAAAAACAGAAGACCUCCCCAGCAGCCUGCAGCCCGUGUGUGACACGGUUUCCACCAGCGACCUGUGCACGACGGGCAUCGACAUCUGCAGCUUCAGCGAGGACAUCAAGCCGGGCGGGUCGCUGCUCCUCAGCGUCGAGGAGGUUCUCCGGAGCCUAGAGACCGUUUCCAACACUGAAGUCUGUGAUUCUAAUUUGCAGCCCAGCUUGGAAGCAAACAUGACUAACGGCCCCUUCCUGCAGCUCUCUCCCCCAUCCCUUAGCCAUAACAUUUUCAUGUCCGCAGAUGCUUCUCCUCACGGGAUCUCCUGUACGGCAGCCACGCCCAAGGUAGUGAAGUUAAACAGGAAGCGAUCUCGGUCGGAAAGCGACAGCGAAAAGGUUCAACCUCUGCCCAUUUCCAGCAUCAUCUGUGGCCCAACACUGGGAGCAUCAGCUCCUGUAACAGUGAAACAGGAAAGCAAAAUGUCUUUGCAGCCUAUCGCAACUGUACCUAACGGAGGCACGACUCCCAAAAUCAGUAAAACUGUGCUCCUGUCUAAUAAAAGCAUGAAAAAGAAUUUAGAACAUGCCCCUAAGAAAUCCCACCCAAAAGCCAAACCAGGGGUGCUGAAAACAAAAGACAAAGCAAAGGAGAAAGUUCCUAGCAGUAACGUUAUGCCAGGAAGCCCAACAAAAACUGUGUAUAAAAAGCCACAAGAAAAGAAAGGGUGUAAAUGUGGUCGUGCCACCCAAAAUCCAAGUGUUCUUACAUGCCGUGGCCAACGCUGCCCUUGCUACUCGAACCGCAAAGCCUGCCUUGACUGCAUAUGCCGUGGCUGCCAAAACUCCUACAUGGCUAAUGGGGAGAAGAAGCUGGAGGCAUUUGCAGUGCCAGAAAAGGCCUUGGAGCAGACUAGGCUUACUUUGGGCAUUAAUGUGACGAGCAUUGCGGUGCGCAAUGCCAGCACAAGCACCAGUGUAAUCAAUGUGACAGGGUCACCAGUAACUACGUUUUUAGCUGCCAGUACACACGAUGAGAAAAGUUUGGAUGAAGCUAUAGACAUGAGAUAUGACUGUUGAAUCUCUCUCUCUUUUCCCUGCCAUCCGUAGGGGAACUGCUACAGUUUUAAGGCAGCUAUGGUUCUGUUUAACUUGCUGGAGCUCCUGCGUUUAGAUCACUUGUAUCAAGUGUUUUUCAUUGCUAUGUUAUGUGUAUUAGUGUCUGGGAAAUAGUUGCAGAUAAUGGAGGAGUUACCCUAAAACUGUUUUUAGUUCUUACAGCACCUCAUAGUUUGAGAUCAAUUGCUGAUGUAAAUGAUUUUAUCACAAGAUCUUUGGCAAGAAGUGUAUCAACCUCAUUGUACUUGACCAUGCUUUGUGCUCAGUCAAAGCUUCUGCUUCAGUGUAGAAAAGUGGUAUCUAGUUAGUCCAUCUAAACUGUGCUAGAUGAUGAUGUAGAAAAGCAAUUAUCAAUUGGUUACAGUCACCAUUACCAGAAAAUUGCCCAAAAGUCCUGCAGGAAAUGCAGCCUUGAACUGGGGAGCACAUUCUGAAAAGGGCAGAUAAUUUCCCAAUGUGAGAACUCGUUACCUACUCAGUGCAAGAGCUGAACCAAGUUUAGUACUAUAUUGAGAAAGCAAGUAGCCCAAAAAGAAGCUCAGCCCCAGAGAAGUGUCAGGAGGAUGAGCUGGUCAGAGGUGACCCUGCUGACUGGGACACACCAUCCCAGUAAGAACCUGGCUGGGUUUUUGUUUCCUCAGCAACCCCACAAGUCAUGUUCCUGCUGUGCCCUUUAUGCCACCUCCCUCUGGCUGACAUGUCACUGGCUAUUUUGGCUGGGGCAGGAAAACUACCUGUAAAAUUGCUCCAAUUUUAUUCGCACUGCUCUCUCCUUCCACACACCCCCCCCCUUUUUUUUUUUUUUUUUAAAUUUAAGUUCCUGCUGAUUUUCCUGCUGUUACUUCUAGAAAAGAGAGGGAUUUUGUGGAUUGCAGGGAGACUCCUUGGCUGAUUCCCAGCUCUGCUGCCACUCAGUGCCAGGGUCUUUCACAGCAGUUACCAGCACUGGGAGAGAUUGUUUAUUAAUAGAUAAACCUGGGACCCAUCCCCUUGAAGCACUUCUCUGCUGACAGGCAUCCUUCAGCUGGGCAGAGCAUCCACUGCUGUCUGAAGUCAAAGGUUUUGGAUGUUUGUUGGCCAGUAGAGGCUGUACAGCUCACUCCACCCAGAAUCUCUCAUUUUUUGCUAGUAUGUAGAAAGGAGUUUUUGGAAGGUCAGUGCUUUUCAACAUGGGCUGAAAGGUUCUAAAGUGGAGAAAUAACAGCAAGUUGUCCAAGAGCUUAUCUCAGAAAGUGUUCAAGUGAAAAGCACCUUUGUAGGAGUUCAGCUUUAUGCCAAAAUGGUUAAUUUUGGUGUAAUCCCUAAAGAAGGGUUCAGGCAGAAGAGUCCAGUCUUGCAUUUAAGGCUUGAGCAGCAGCAGCCUAACCAAGCCAGGUUCCUUUCUGAAAGCUGAAACGUCUCCUCUUUGAAUGAUCCAGCACAAAUGAAGCAUGGGCUGACUAGAACCCACACCGAUACCUUCUAAUUUAGAAGGCAGUUCCUGUUUCAGCAGCAUGUUAAAUAGUCUGUGACUUUCCUGAGUUCCUUUUCUGCUUCCAUCUGUCCUGUCCCCCACGCAGUGACCCCGCAGCGCGCUGACCUGACGCCGGGCGCGUUUGAUUUGGCACAAAGCAUGGACAAUGAUGGUUCCUCACCUAAGAAAUAAGCAAAAACCUUUGGACACAAAUGACACCUCCUUUUGUUUUUGUAGUGUACCAUGGUGUCAUUUCCUGUGAAUGUGGUCAGAUCUUUUUGUUGGUUUUGGUUUGUUUCUCCCCCCGUCUUUUUUGUGGGGUGGGUAGGGUGGGGGGUUAAAGCCAUAGGAAGAAAAAUGUGAUGUAUGUGUCCAGUCUGUACUUUUUUGUUUUUGUUUUGCAAGAAGAGUUGAAAAAUAUUUUUGAUAAUGAGUAAAUGGUGGAAAAUGCUUCUUAGUAUUCUUGUCUUUAUUUGCCAACCCAAGUACCUAAGAUCUGUGUUUUUUAGCCCUCAUGAGAUUUAACGAUGUCCUAUUAAAAUGUAUUUAGUUAAACUUGUAUGUGAUUUUUGUGUUGGCCCGAAAGGAUCCUGCCAGUUUCUAAUUUGGUGGUUUGAUCGUGACCUACUAAUGUAAAUCUGUUUAUUAGUCCACUACGUGUAAGAAAAGUAGCCAGACCAGAGUCUGAUUUAAGGGGAGUGAACUGCACAGCAUGGGUUGUUUCUGAAUGCUUUUGCAGAGCUGUUAAGUUUUGCUGAGAUUGUUGAUGGUACAUUUAUUAGGACUUUUAUUCAAUUAAAUACAUAGUACCUUUUUCUCCAGAAAUGUGGGGAGUACUUGGAAUCUUUACUAUCUCACUGCUGCAUUAAAUAUGGUACCAAAAGUUGGAGAAUUUAGGUCAAGCAUGUUUUGGAACUGUCGACAGGAGAGCCCUGAUCAUUCAUGUAAAACUGCAAAUGGUAGAUUCAGGUUGUUUCUAAAAACAUUUCCUUUUAUGCUGCCAGGUUCUUGAAAUGUGUAUUAAAAUUCAAAUUGAUUUAAUAAAUGUUAGUUUUCUAAUUCUAUUUUGCAACUG